GCUGUGGGCCGACGGUGUAUGACCAUGCACACCUUGGGCAUGCUUGCUCUUAUGUUAAGUUUGAUAUUAUUCGAAGGAUAAUAACCAAGAUAUUUGGAAAGGAAGUAGUCAUGGUGAUGGGGAUCACAGACAUAGAUGACAAAAUAAUUAAAAGAGCUAAUGAGAUGAAUAUAUCACCAGUGAUGCUUGCCCGCUUUUAUGAGGAAGACUUUAAGCAAGACAUGGAGGCGUUAAAGGUUCUUCCUCCUACGAUAUAUAUGAGAGUAACUGAAAAUAUUCCUCAGAUCAUUGCUUUUAUACAGCAGUUGGUUACCAGUGGACAUGGUUAUUCAACCUCCAAAGGUAAUGUUUAUUUUGACAUCCUUUCUCGGGGAGACAGAUAUGGAAAACUGAGACAUAUUUCUCUUGAUGCUCAAGAAGAACUGGCUGUUGAAAGCGAUAAGCGUCAUGUGAAGGAUUUUGCUCUUUGGAAGGCAGCCAAACCUCAAGAAAUGUGCUGGGAUUCUCCCUGGGGAAAAGGAAGACCUGGCUGGCACAUUGAGUGCUCCACAAUAUCCAGUUUAGUCUUUGGGCGACACUUGGAUAUCCAUACUGGUGGAAUAGAUCUUGCGUUUCCCCAUCAUGAAAACGAGAUUGCUCAGUGUGAAGCUUAUCACCAGUGCCAGCAAUGGGGAAAUUAUUUUCUACAUACUGGACAUCUGCAUGUUAAAGGGAGCGUGAAAAUGUCAAAAUCACUAAAAAACUACAUUACAAUUAAGGAUUUCUUGAAGAAGUCUUCACCCAAUCAGUUUAGAAUGUUUUGUUUGCGAAGUGGGUACAGAUCAGCUACAGAAUAUAGUGAUGAAAGCUUGAAUGAUGCAAAGAACGUUCUUCACACCAUCUCUUCAUUUAUGAGCACUGUGACUGCCUACAUGAAAGGGCAACUCAACUGUGAUGCCAUUAGGGAAGAUGUACUGUGGGAAAGGCUGUCCCAUACUAAAGCAAUAGUAAAAGCUGCCUGUGCUGAUGACUUCGACACCCCCAGGGCUGUUGGUGCAAUUAUGGACCUCAUUCACCAUGGCAACAGACAGCUUAAGGCCGUCGCUAAGGAAGCUGGGUCUCCUAGAAGUGCUGUGGUGUUUGGAGCCAUCGUCUCCUAUAUACAGGAAUUUCUUAGCACAACCGGAAUUACCCUUGAUGAUAGACAGGUUGCUCUAGAAUGCAAGGAUUCGGCCCUGCUGUCCAGUGUGAUUGACGAGCUAGUGAGCUUCCGGAUCCAAGUGCGUGAUUUUGCUCUGGCUCCACCUGAAAUGACAGGCGUGCCUGCUGAAGGCACCGCCCUGUCGAAAGAAGCAAAACAACAACAGAAGGAGAAAAGGCGGCAGCUGUUACAGGAGAGACAACCUCUUCUGCAAGCAUGUGACCGCCUGCGCCAAGACCUAGCUGUAUACGGGAUCAACAUAAAGGACAGAAGUACAACUUCGACGUGGGAACUCGGAGAGCCCAUUAAAGAACUGGAGAAGAGUUGAUGCAAAUAUGGAGUAC
Molecule: messenger RNA, 1524 nt
Organism: Euleptes europaea (tarantolino)
Lineage: Eukaryota; Metazoa; Chordata; Lepidosauria; Squamata; Sphaerodactylidae
Gene: CARS2
Product: cysteinyl-tRNA synthetase 2, mitochondrial
Exons: 14
Coding region: 111-1508 (465 amino acids)
Biological process (GO): cysteinyl-tRNA aminoacylation
Cellular component (GO): cytoplasm
Molecular function (GO): ATP binding; cysteine-tRNA ligase activity
Source: RefSeq, a predicted model, not a curated record